Messenger RNA from Sycon ciliatum, 947 nucleotides. RefSeq names its product glutathione S-transferase 3, mitochondrial-like. Gene Ontology annotation, molecular function: glutathione peroxidase activity; glutathione transferase activity. Gene Ontology annotation, cellular component: membrane; nuclear envelope; endoplasmic reticulum. The record is from RefSeq and is a predicted model, not a curated record. Lineage: Eukaryota; Metazoa; Porifera; Calcarea; Leucosolenida; Sycettidae.
CUUGGAAGGUUUGCCUCUGUUCCUGACGACGGGCCUGAUUGGUGGUGUUUCUCAUCCGCUGAAGGCCACAGCCUUCAACCUGAUCUACUUGCUUGGUCGUCUAGUGUAUUCCCAUGGAUACUACACUGGAGAUCCUGACAAGCGUAGAUUCGGCGGCUUCAUGUACAUCGGUUUCUUUGGCAACAUCGGCCUCACCAUCUACACGGCUCUGUCGCUUCUCAACCUCGUCUAAGUGUGCUGCUUGUGUUUACCUUAGCCCCUACAUGCAGUGUGCUCUGCGCCAUCUCUACACAUACACAGCCCUGUCUCUCCUGAAGCCCUGUCUCUCCUUGUUUAUGUGAUCGUGUUUAGUUUAACCUUGUCUAAGUGCUUGCGUGUAGAUUAGACCCCGCACUCGUGAUCAUCGUUUACAGUUUAGCCCAGCGUGCUCGCCUUGUGAUCGCCGCCAGAUUCAUCUUCAACCUGGUGGUGCUGAUUCCUGUUAGUGCUGUCUUAUCCUCAAAUAACAAUUGACAAGACGCAGGAGAGGAUUGCCACCGUGGCUGGUUCUAGCCUCGUAAUGGCCUGGUGGGUGGCAUGGACUUUCUCACGGGUUGCGUAACGGAUACUAAGCUCUGUGUGUAUGUCUGUAUGCGUGCACGUGUCGUACUAUGCUCUGCCCAAACUACCACCCGUAACAGAUCCUUUAGCUAGUGGCGACAUGUUCUUCAUAUUCACUAGUACUGUUGUUCUUUGUAACUUUGGUUGUCUAUGCUCGUCGUAGUAUUUAUUUCAAUGUUUUGUUGGUAUUUGAAACAAGGUAUUACCCUUGCUCACUGCACUUUCCUGUCUGCUGCUGACCUUUCCUGGGAGUGUUAGCGUAUGUGCUACGAGGAGCAUAGGUCCUCUUCAUUCACUGCUAGUCUGUAUUCCGUUUAUCCAGUAUCGUUGUCUGCCAGCCACAGCUA